AUGCCUCAAAAUACCCUCAAUCUCGUUUUGGACUUUGACGGUACCAUUACGACAAAAGAUACAAUCGGUACACUAGCAGAAAUCGGCCUCCAAUUUCAGCAGCAGCGCGGGGUCGAUCUCUCUUCGAACUGGCAGGAGAUCCUCCAAGAUUAUAGCAAAGACCAUGCCGACCAUGUGUCCACGUAUCUUCCAAUCGCAAAUAAGAGACGCUCGCUUGAAGGCGAGCUCGCCUUCUUGCGGGGUCUGAAGGAAGUUGAGUCGCGAUCUGUUCAGAGAGUGGAGAGGUCAGGCAUCUUCCGGGGCAUCAGUCGGGAAUACCUUACACUUAUCGGUGAAAAUUGCCGGAGAGAAGGAAGAGUCAAUCUGAGGGAUGGCUUUGCGGAGCUCAUGGACGUUGCCAAACAGAAAGGCUGGUCCGUCGCGAUAGUCUCCGUCAACUGGUCGGGAUCAUUCAUCAAGGGUGUUCUUUCGGACUAUAGCGUCGACAUCGUCGCUAAUGAAAUAGAGUUGGAUGGAAGCAUCUCAGGGCCAGAAGUGAUGGGUUCAACGGCGCGGCAGCCGUCCCUGAUGACGUGCGAGGAUAAGCUGCGAGCUCUUCAAAUAUUCGCAGCUCGUCAAGGGGUGGAAGAUAUUGGGACGCUGGUGUACUUUGGUGACUCCACUACAGAUAUUGAGUGUCUUUUGGCAACACAAGGGUUUGUGAUUUCAUCCAACGCCGAGUCGAGUUUGAUGAAGACUUUGAGAAGAAUAGGGUAUCGAGUGCCAAAGGUGGAGGAUGGUCGGGCGUCCGAAGGCACAGCAUGGGCAUCGACGUUUGUAGAGGUUCUCAAGAGUGGGCUCCUAUCUUUAACGGAAACACUGUAA
This is a messenger RNA of Colletotrichum godetiae, 864 nucleotides long. Its product is annotated as HAD-like domain-containing protein. The record is from RefSeq and is a predicted model, not a curated record. Lineage: Eukaryota; Fungi; Ascomycota; Sordariomycetes; Glomerellales; Glomerellaceae. The coding region runs from base 1 to 864 and encodes 287 amino acids. The transcript has a single exon.